AUGACAGACUUUUUAAACUAUAAAGUAAAAUUGACAUUAAAAGAUAGUUCAACAUUAAUUGGUAUUAUAUCAUAUGUUGAUGAAAAACAAAUUAGUUUAAAUAAUGCAAUAAAUUUAAAUGAUCCAAAAUUAAUUCAUAAUUUAAUUAAAAUACCAAACAUACAAAUAACUGAUUUAAAAGUUAUUGAAUUACCACAAACAUCCAAUAAUAAUAGCAACAAAAGAAAUAAAAAACAACAAACAAGAACUGAAGAAUUAAUCGAUGAAUCAACAAAUAAUAGUUCAAAACCAUCAAGAUCAACUACUCCAAAACCAAAUAAUAAUGGUAAAAAUAAAAUUUGGGAAUCAAGAUCAGAUAUAGAAGAUGUUAAAAAUAAAGAAUUUGAUUUUCAAGCAAAUUUAGCAAUGUUUGAUAAAAAAUCAGUAUUUGAAGAUUUUAAAAAGAAAGAUAAUAUUCAAAUAAAUGAUAGAUUAGUUGGACAUAACAAGAUUGAAAAUAUUAAAAAGAAAGAAAAAUAUGAUGUUGAUGAGAUGGUAUUAAAUUCAAGUCAUUCAAAAGAUAAUUGGGAUCAAAUUGGUAAAUCAUUAGAUAGAUCAAGAACUGAAACUCCAAAAUCUGAUUCACAUAGAAAUCAAUCAUCAGUAGCAACUACAGAAAUAAGAAAAAAUUUCAAAUUAAUAAAUUCAUUAGAUUCAACUCAACUACAAUCAGCAUCUCCUGUACAAUUAUUGGAAAUUGAAAGAUUUUCAUCAGAUAUGUUUGGUGUUUCACCGACUAUAAUGACAGAAGUAUGUGCAACAAAUUUAAGUAAAUUAAUAAUAGACAAUUGCUUGGGUGGAUCAAGAAGACUAAGUAACAAACAAAACCAUAAUUUACCACCAUUAGUUUUAUUAUUAAUAGGUAGUGCAAGAUGUGGUACAAGAGCAUUUGCAACAGGUCGUCAUUUAAGUAAUCAUGGAGUAAGAGUAUUAGCAUUUGUAAUAUCAUCAGAUGAAUCAGAUACUGAAUUAUUACAACAAUGGAAAGCUUUUGAAUCAAUUGGGGGUAAAGUUAUAACAAAUGAUUUUAAUGAAUUAGAUGAUAUAAUACGGAAUCAAUUGAAUACUCCAGUUGAAUUAAUAAUAGAUGCAUUACAAGGUUAUGAUGAUCAUUUAGAAGAUAUAUUUUAUAAAUCAGAAGAUCAAAAGACAUUAAGUCAAUUAAUUGAUUGGUGUAAUAAACCUCAACAACAACCAAAAAUAAUGUCAUUAGAUAUACCUUCAGGAAUUGAUGGAGGUUCAGGAUUACCAGAAAAUAAACUAGUUAUAAAUAGUCAUUGGUGUAUAUCUAUGGGAUUACCAUUAAGUGGAUUGAUAUUAGCAUACAAGAAUGGUUAUAUGGAAGAAGAAAUUGUACAUUAUUUAAUUGAUAUUGGUAUUCCAAAUAAAGUAUUUCAAUCAAAACCGAAUUUAAGGAAAUUCGAUAAAUAUUGGUUUACAGCUGAAUCAAUUAUAAAGAUGGAGAUUGAAAAUGUAUAA
This is a messenger RNA of Lodderomyces jiufengensis, 1518 nucleotides long. It is a transcript of the gene EDC3, whose product is annotated as Edc3p. The coding region runs from base 1 to 1518 and encodes 505 amino acids. The record is from RefSeq and is a predicted model, not a curated record. Gene Ontology annotation, cellular component: P-body. The transcript has a single exon. Gene Ontology annotation, biological process: deadenylation-independent decapping of nuclear-transcribed mRNA; P-body assembly. Lineage: Eukaryota; Fungi; Ascomycota; Pichiomycetes; Serinales; Debaryomycetaceae. Gene Ontology annotation, molecular function: mRNA binding.